This is a messenger RNA of Spodoptera litura, 3898 nucleotides long. RefSeq names its product hedgehog signaling protein (gene hh). The record is from RefSeq and is a predicted model, not a curated record. Lineage: Eukaryota; Metazoa; Arthropoda; Insecta; Lepidoptera; Noctuidae. Gene Ontology annotation, biological process: multicellular organism development; smoothened signaling pathway; cell fate specification. Gene Ontology annotation, molecular function: patched binding; calcium ion binding.
GACAGUGGACAUAAUUACUAUGAGUGUAAUGUGACAAUCAGUUUUCCUGAAGUAAUAGCGAGCUGUAAAUGCGUAGCGGUGCGAGUAGCGGAGGCGUGCGAGCGCGCUCGGUGGUGGUGGCGGCAUGGGCGGUGAGCAAGGGAUGCAGCCCGGCUCGGUGGUGCACGGGCGAUCGGAUCGGGCUGCGGCUGCCGGCUCUCAGUGUCGCUCAGAUCGCGGCGCGCGUUGGUCGUGCGUCGAGCGCGUGUGGAGUGAUGUCUGCGAGAUGAGGCUGUCGCUGGUGCUACUGUGGCUGGGCGCGGCGGCGGCAUGCGGCCCGAGCCGCGGCUACACCCGCCGUCAGGGCACGCGCCGCAUCACACCCCUGGUCUUCGGGCAGCACGACCCUAACAUUAGUGAGAACAAGAAUACCGCCAGUGGACCUCCUGAGGGUCGCAUCACCAGAGACGACGAGAGGUUUAAAGACUUAGUGCCGAAUUAUAAUCCGGACAUCGACUUUAGGGAUGAUGAGGGGACUGGUGCUGAUCGCCUCAUGACACAGAGAUGCAAAGAGAAGCUGAACACUCUGGCGAUCAGCGUGAUGAACCAAUGGCCUGGAGUGCGGCUGCGUGUCAUCGAAGGCUGGGACGAGGAGAACUCGCAUCUAGAAAACUCUCUGCACUACGAGGGCCGCGCAGUCGACCUCACUACCAGUGACCGCGACCGCUCCAAGUACGGCAUGCUCGCGAGACUCGCAGUGGAAGCCGGCUUCGACUGGGUCUACUAUGAGAGUCGAUCGUACAUACACUGCUCCGUCAAGACAGAGUCUUCCGUGGGAACCGGUGCAGGUUGUUUCCCUGAAGGUGCUAUGGUGUACACAGAGAAGGGCCCUCGCGAUAUCACAACGUUACGAAUAGGAGACAAAGUGCUGUCGGCCUCAGACGACGGCAAAAUGAUUUAUUCUGAGGUGUUAACUUUCAUCGACCGCGAUCCGAAUGCUACACGGCAGUUCAUUGAAGUGACAGCAGAGAACGGUGUGACGAUCACAACUACACCGUCGCAUCUACUGCUGCUAGCGGCGGCUGAUGGGUGGCGGGAGUCGUUCGCGUCCAAUGUUGAGAUCGGGGACGUACUACUGACGAGAGGACCGGCCGACGUUAUGCGGCCGUCCAGGGUCGUAAAGACCCGUAUGUUGCCGAAGCGCGGAGUGUACGCGCCUUUGACAAGGACUGGCACGAUCAUAGUGGACGACGCGUUGGCGUCGUGCUACGCGCUGGUCCGGAGCCACUCGCUGGCGCACGCGGCGAUGGCUCCGCUGCGGUGGAUGGCGCGGUGGAGAAGCUCUAGCGAGCUGCCGCGCGGCGUGCACUGGUACGCGAGCGCUCUCUACUCGGUCGGGGACUUCGUGCUACCGACCUCGUAUAGGUAUCGCUAGCGCAGUGAGUGAGUGCUGACAAUAUGUGGUCGGUGUGAGAAUAAACCGCACGCGGGACGUGCACAAGGACACUGUUGUAAAUAUCGAUCGUGUAAAUAGUAGAGUGAGUAUGACAGACUACGAUAUGUAAAUACUUGGGUAGCGAACAUUAAAAUGUUUAAUAUUAUAUAUGCUCGUCGUUAACGGGCUUUACUUACCCCAUUGGAAUUUAUUUAUUAAGUAAUUUAAGAAACUUUUUGCAAAUUUUGCAUAUUAUUUAGUUAACUUACGAAUAUUUUUUGUAAAUUGUAUCGGUAUUGUUAUUCUGCACAAUGCAGAAAUACUUAAAUGUAUGCGCUUAUGUUAUUUUAAGUUACUGUAUAAAGAUUAGGAAUAAAAUUAAUUCACUUCUUUAGCAAAUCCGAAGAGUAAUAUUUGUGUAAUCAAGGGUUUUGAUUGCAACAGUGCAGUGUUCGUAUGUUCGGUACGAGAUUCAGCUGUAACCAGACAUUCCAUAACUCUAAUCCUUCAUCUUACACACGUUAGAAAUGAUGAAAUUGUGAUCUUGGUACCUAAAAACGUGCCUUAAGAUUUUAUUUAUUGUUAUUUAUAAGCUAGGUGUCUAUUUAUGAAUUGACAAAAGUAUUUAGGUCUAACUUAUUCUAUUAUGUCCGAUACCGUCUUUAUUUCUAAGCAACUAUUUAUUUAAUUCUCUUAAUAAUCUUCCAAGUUUUCUUUCAACGCUUGACAUCGUUUAUUAUUUGCUUUAAUUUCAAAGUAUCCUUGUUGUUUCUCUAACAAUGCAUGACUUGAUGAUAGUACUAAUACUCGCGCGUGUCCUGCGGAUACGACACGACAUGCGACGACUUUAUAGAUCACUUGUUAGAUCUUGAACUGAAGUAUGGGUUCCUAUAGAUUGAAUUUAGUGGAAUGUUGUAAGACUUGUGAGUGCAACGAUAAUUUUUAGAAAUAAUUUCUUAGGACAAAAUUGUUUGAAUUAUAUUUAUUAUACGAAACAUUCACAUCUGUACUAAUUGCUAAUUGAUUGAUGUCAGCGACAAACGUUAACUAAACUUCUAAGUUAUAAAAUAGUAAUUAGUGCUUAUGUAGACUAUACUAACAAAUUUUAUAGGUACAUACAUAAAUCGGAAAGCUUUAACUAAUAUUUGGACAAUACAUUUAUGCCAUAUUAUUAUAACUUAGUUUAAAAAACUAAAUGCAGUGGGUGUAACAGUGGCGCCCUUUUCAAUGUACAUCAGUGGAGAGUUUUAUUUAUAGUUUGAUAUCAUAAUAUGUUGGCAGUCACCUUAGAAUUAAAUGCUUAUAAAUAUGUAGAUCUGUCGAAGAUUUAAAGAUUUUCUUUUUUCAUCUGUCUGCGUAUUACCUUCCAAGCACUUAUCUUUUUCCGUUAUGGUCUAGCAGAUAAAUGGGAAUAAAGUUUCAAUGAAUAGGCAAUAAUGGUUAAUUACAAAGCUGAAAUGUUAAGAACAAACAGUCACUCUAAAGUUGUAUGUCACUCUGACGUAAAACAGAAGGUCAAUAGUUCGUCAUAGUGCGAAUAUUUUAAUCAAACAUUGCCUUAGUUGUGCCUUAACUUUGCCGUUAUUUACGUAAUAUGCCUAUACCAACACAUAACGAGUUAGAACUAGUAUGUAAGUGCUAUUUCAUUAUCCGUUUACUAUGUUAACUAGGAAAUGGAAAUUGUUACAUUAUAUUUUUCAAUAUAAACUGACGGAACUAUAUUCCCAACGUAGGAUAUUUAACUGUUAGGAAAACAGCCCAAUAUUUGAAGAAUAAAGAUUUAAAAAACGAAUAAUAUAAAUUCACAUUUAUCUUAUGAAGUAUUCCUAAUAUUUUAAACCAUGUUAAAAUGUAUAAUUGAUAAAAAUAAACUGUUUUAUCGAGUAAAUAAUUUCGAUGGUGUCUUCAAUACAGAAUUAUAAAUAAAACAUCAUUUGACCAUUUAUAUUCUUUUUCAUUUUUGUCAGAUACAGUUCUAAAGUAUGAUAAAGAGUAGUUGUAUUGUUAUACUGUUUUUUGCGGUUCACCCUAGUAUUCAAUAAAAAGCUUUUAAAAAAGGCAACAAGAUUAACGGUAAACUUAAGGAUUAUAAACAAAAAACAGAUUAGAGACUCUUUUGCUUCAAAAUGUUUAAUAAUUACAUGUAACUAAAACUGUGUUGUUUAAGUGAAUCGUUACAAUUUCUGUGCUUCCAAUACGGUGCGUAGAAAACUCUAGUAAAUAUGUAUUGUAUCCAUAAAAAUAAGUGAAAAACCAAUGUAUGAUACAACGAUACGUAAUUAUACUUUUACACUAUUUAUUUAUUGACGUUAUAUUUGUAUUAAUAUAUAAAAAUGGCGUUCAGUAUCCACGCGUUAGUAAGUGGACUACUGAUGUUUCAGAGCUUCUUGUAAAGAAAGUUAAUGUUGAGGAAAUUGUUUGAUGUACCACUGUCGUGUUAUCAAAAUGUAUUAUAAUAUCAAAAUAAAUAAAAUGUUGGCUUUG